AAGAAAUCAUAAAGCAUUGUAUAGAACUGCCUGUUUUGUGUAUUAAAAUUUAAAUUACACAAUUUAUAAUGUCGUAUCAACUGUACAGAAAUACUACGAUCGGAAACACAUUACAAGAAAGCCUUGACGAACUGAUCCAGUACGGGCAGAUAACACCGGCUUUAGCAGUAAGAGUGCUAUUGCAAUUUGACAAAUCUAUAAAUACAGCUUUAUCCAACAAGGUGAAAUCUAGAUUAACCUUUAAAGCUGGAAAACUAAAUACUUACAGGUUUUGUGACAAUGUGUGGACCUUUAUGUUGAAUGAUGUGGAGUUCCGAGAAGUGCAAGAAGUUGCUAAAGUAGACAAAAUCAAAAUUGUAGCUUGUGAUGGUAAAAAUGUCGAGGAAAGGAAAUAACAUUAGUGGUGCUGGUAGUGUCAGUUCCAAUAAUUAUCUCAGUAUAUUUUUAUAAGGCUGUAGUUUUGGUAAUGAAUUCAAGUCGCUGCUUAUCGAGCAUGUAUGCAUCAGUAUAAAAUACUCGGGGUCUAAUUGGAUUGAGGACCUUUUAUUAAUGUUUUAGUUUGGU
Messenger RNA from Cydia amplana, 564 nucleotides. Its product is annotated as transcription initiation factor IIA subunit 2-like. The coding region runs from base 69 to 395 and encodes 108 amino acids. Gene Ontology annotation, molecular function: RNA polymerase II general transcription initiation factor activity; TBP-class protein binding. The transcript is spliced from 4 exons. The record is from RefSeq and is a predicted model, not a curated record. NCBI's taxonomy places the organism in Eukaryota, Metazoa, Arthropoda, Insecta, Lepidoptera, Tortricidae. Gene Ontology annotation, cellular component: transcription factor TFIIA complex. Gene Ontology annotation, biological process: transcription initiation at RNA polymerase II promoter; RNA polymerase II preinitiation complex assembly.